UCAUCCCUCUCCAACUUUCAAACACAUUGAGCAACAACAAUAUUACAAAAUUACACUCAAAAUGACCGUCCACGUAAUCAAAAACCUGGCUGAAUUCAGAGAUCAUCUCGAAAAACACGAAGUUGUCAUUGUUGACUUCUGGGCACCAUGGUGUGGUCCUUGCAGAUUCAUCAGCCCAGUGGUCGAAAGGAUGUCCGAACAACAUGGCAACGACAAAGUCUUUUUCGUCAAAGUCGACGUGGAUGAGGCUGAAGAUAUCUCUCAAGAAUACGGGAUUCGCGCGAUGCCCACUUUUAUGGUUUUUAAAGACGGCGAAAAGGUCGGCGAGAUUGUGGGAGCUGAUCCUAACAAGCUUGAACAAAUGGUCCGACAGUUCGCCAGUUGAACUAUGUCAUACAAUAAGUAGGAAAGGCCUGAUGAGGGAUUGACGAUUUGGAUUGGUUGACUCCCGCUGCUGAUUGUUACAAGACUUUAAUGGAGGGGCCGGCAAGCAAGGUGAAAGGAAACACUGUAAUUAGGAAUCAAGACUA
Fusarium graminearum PH-1 is the source of this 530-nucleotide messenger RNA. RefSeq lists its product as uncharacterized. Lineage: Eukaryota; Fungi; Ascomycota; Sordariomycetes; Hypocreales; Nectriaceae. Bases 62 to 385 code for a protein of 107 amino acids. The transcript has a single exon. Gene Ontology annotation, molecular function: protein-disulfide reductase activity. The record is from RefSeq and is a predicted model, not a curated record.